Messenger RNA from Myotis daubentonii (Daubenton's bat), 3848 nucleotides. RefSeq names its product prolactin releasing hormone receptor (gene PRLHR). Lineage: Eukaryota; Metazoa; Chordata; Mammalia; Chiroptera; Vespertilionidae. Gene Ontology annotation, cellular component: plasma membrane; neuron projection. Gene Ontology annotation, molecular function: neuropeptide binding; neuropeptide Y receptor activity. The record is from RefSeq and is a predicted model, not a curated record. Gene Ontology annotation, biological process: G protein-coupled receptor signaling pathway.
GGCUCGCUCCCAGUCCUCCUCAAAAGCUGCGAGCCCGCUGGCAACUCUGGAUCGGUUCAGCUCCCGCAGAAAAGCAGAGAAGCGAGAAGCCUGCACGGCAGUCCUGGGCGUUGGACCUCCAGGGGACAGAUUCUCUCCCUCCCUCCCUGGAGCGUUUUCCCGCCCGCCACGCCGCACUCACGAGGUGGCCAUGACCUCGCUGCCGACGACGCAGGACCCCUUGGUUCCUGACUUAUCUCCUGGACUUCUCCCAGCGGCCUCAGCCCCGGGCAAUCAGAGUGCGGAGGCCUCGGGGGGCAACGGGUCAGCAGCUGGCGCAGGCGCUCCGGCCGCCACGCCGUUCCAGAGUCUGCAGCUGGUGCACCAGCUGAAGGGGCUGAUCGUGCUGCUCUACAGCCUCGUGGUCGUCGUGGGGCUGGCGGGCAACUGCUUGCUGGUGCUGGUGAUCGCGCGGGUGCGCCGGCUGCACAACGUGACCAACUUCCUCAUCGGCAACCUGGCCCUGUCCGACGUGCUCAUGUGCACCGCCUGCGUGCCGCUCACGCUGGCCUACGCCUUCGAGCCGCGCGGCUGGGUGUUCGGCGGCGGCCUGUGCCACUUGGUCUUCUUCCUGCAGCCCGUCACCGUCUACGUGUCCGUGUUCACGCUCACCACCAUCGCGGUGGACCGCUACGUCGUGCUGGUGCACCCCCUUCGCCGGCGCAUCUCGCUGCGCUUCAGCGUCUACGCGGUGCUGGGCAUCUGGGCGCUGUCCGCGGUGCUGGCGGUGCCCGCGGCCUUGCACACCUAUCACAUCGAGCUCAAGCCGCACCGCGUGCGCCUCUGCGAGGAGUUCUGGGGGUCCCAGGAGCGCCAGCGCCAGCUCUAUGCCUGGGGACUGCUGCUCGUCACCUACCUGCUUCCCCUGCUGGUCAUCCUCCUGUCCUACGUCCGAGUGUCGGUGAAGCUCCGAAACCGCGUGGUGCCGGGCUGCGUGACCCAGAGCCAGGCCGACUGGGACCGCGCGCGGCGCCGCCGCACCUUCUGCCUCCUGGUGGUGGUGGUGGUGGUGUUCGCCAUCUGCUGGCUGCCGCUGCACGUCUUCAACCUGCUGCGGGACCUCGACCCGCGCGCCAUCGACCCCGACGCCUUCGGGUUGGUGCAGCUGCUCUGCCACUGGCUCGCCAUGAGCUCGGUCUGCUACAACCCCUUCAUCUACGCGUGGCUGCACGACAGCUUCCGCGAGGAGCUGCGCAAGCUGCUGCUGGCCUGGCCGCGCAAGAUCGCGCCGCAAGGCCAGAGCAUGACCGUCAGCGUGGUCAUCUGAGGCCACUGCACCCGGCCUGGGCUGGGGAGCUCCGCGACCACUGGUCUCUGAGGGAUGCCCACCGAGGCUGGGCUGGAGGGCUUGUUUCCAGCUCCAGAGCUAAGCCAAGACGGGCCAAACUUCCAGCCCAGCCCCCUUGUCCAGCCGCUUUGCCUUGUCCUUGAGUCUCUGUGAAAUGUUAAGUGGGCUUUGGUGCAAGUGCUCUGCUUGGAGGAGGCCCCGGGAGAGGAAAGGGGAUUUAUUAUUUGUCUCUUUAUGCUUUAAAGGCCAAACAAAGCUCUUGGGUUUUAAAACAGUGUUUCCUAACCGUGGCUGCCUCCCGUGCCUUGCCUCCUGUUUGCUCAGUGGUGAGAUGAGAAGGAACAAUGCGGGUAGGAGUUAAAGUGACUGCGUAGGAGUUUGGCAAAGCUCUUCAGUUUGCCUUUUAAAAUGGAUGCAAUUUUUAAGGCUGAGAUAUAAUGCCUGAUAUUGCUUCCCUAAUUUGAACCCAUUUAUUUCUAAAAUUCCGGGGACAUAGGCAUUCCCAGUCUACAGCUAGGAUGUUAGCAUUUCCUGAAUAAGACCUUGAUACAUCAUUUUCAUUUGAAAUCCACUUGCAUUUAUAGUACAAAACACUUAAAAACGACCUUUGAAAAGGUCUUGCUGUUAUGUUCCGCCUCCUCACCCCCCACUUUUAUUUGAAAAUGAUGAGAUAAAUUAGUUAGUGAAGAGAUAAAUAAAUAGGAAUAAAGAGGAAAAGGUACCAGUCACUUAAGGGGACAGAUAGCCGUGCAGAGGACAGAUCUUCUAUCUGUGUGUAUGUUUGUGUAUCCACACCCAGUGCUUGCCACUGGUGGGCACUCACAUAUUUGCUUUCCUGACGUGCAGUGGCAGCUGCGUGCCACAGCAUUCUCCUGCAUUCUCCAAUCGCUUGGCCGCAGCAGAUCCACAGCUGUCUUCCAGCCACUCAGCACCUGCUCUGCAGUGACACACUUGGAACAUGAUCAAUCCAGAUGACAAGGACUGGGAGAAGUUUCCUUAAGGCCCAAUCAGAAAAAUGAGCAGUCACUCACAGGACGCCCAGAUCAAGCAUUUAAUUCCUUCCAUACAUGGUUAAAGGGACAGGUGAAGGCCGUUGGGCCACGAUACCAUGCUGCUAAUUCUCACCUUAACCUCCUGAGGACCUUCUGUAAACGAGGACAAGUGCCCCGUGACAAGGGUUUCCACACUGAUGUUGGGACAGUGAGUGGGCAGCGAGGGCAGGAGUGUUAGGAAAUGACACCUGAAAUCCAGCUGUCAGAUCAGCCCCUGUGGCAUUCAGGGCCUGAGCUAUGUCUGCAGCCUCUUGGUUACCAACUGUCAGAUUCCAGGGCCGCCACAGCUCAGUAAGCAGCUGAAUCCGUGUUUCCCCUCCUCCCCUUCUCUUACUCCCGGAAAGGAGCGCAUUCACUCAUUAAGGUGUUCCCUGAAAGGAAGCGAAAGAGGGGGCGAUUUGGGGAUGACAAGGAUUCGAUGCUAUUACUCCAGUGCCAACAACCAGGAUGGAAGAGUGAGGGUUGGUGGUUGGGCUAGUUAUCAAUCCGAGUCUUUAGUAGGUAUAUGGCUCCAGUGUUUGAAGCAUGGGGAAGGGUAGGAAAAGCCUGGCUGGGGAGAAAGGAAAACACAGGUUAACUCGGGAGAUGCAAGUUACCUUUGGCAAUGACACUAACACGAGCGGUCGGCUUCACCUGUGGACGUGGAGAACAAAGACCCUGUGCUCUAAUAAUGCAGCCCGCCCACAACGCUGUGUCCCUCCCCCUCCCAAUGGACUCACCUCCCAGGCACCCCAGGGACAGGCUCCUGAGCUUCCAGCAGUUCCGUUACUUGCGAGGCUCAAGGCCACACAUGUCAUGUUUCCUUAGAGCAGCGGUUCUCAACCUGUGGGUCGCAACCCCUUUGGGGGUCGAACGACCCUUUCACAGAGGUCGCCUAAGACCAUUGGAAAACAUAUAUAAUUACAUAUUGUUUUUGUGAUGAAUCACUAUGCUUUAAUUAUGUUCAAUUUGUAACAAUGAAAAUACAUCCUGCAUAUCAGAUAUUUACAUGACGAUUCAUAACAGUAGCAAAAUUACAGUUAUGAAGUAGCAACGAAAAUAAUUUUAUGGUUGGGGGUCACCACAACAUGAGGAACUGUAUUAAAGGGUCGUGGCAUUAGGAGGGUUGAGAACCACUGCCUUAGAGCAUUCUUUGGUUGAGUAUGUGUGGAGAGUGGAGGCGAUGGGGGAAAGGAUGGGAUUAGUUGGGGAGAAAUAUGACAAAUUGGGGUCUCUUUGUUGCAAGGUUAAAUUCACUGGUUCUCAGCUCUGCCUGCUCCUAGAAUCACCUGGGGGAGCUAUCAGAAAACAUCACUGCCUAGACCAGCGGUUCUCAACCUGUGGGUCGCGACCCCUUUGGCGGUCGAACGACCCUUUCACAGGGGUCGCCUAAGACAAUCCUGCAUAUUAGAUAUUUACACUACGAUUCAUAACAGUAGCGACAUCACAGUUAUGAAGUAGCAACGAAAAUAAUUUUAUGGUUGGGUCAA